Hypoxylon trugodes is the source of this 639-nucleotide messenger RNA. RefSeq lists its product as uncharacterized. The transcript is spliced from 3 exons. Lineage: Eukaryota; Fungi; Ascomycota; Sordariomycetes; Xylariales; Hypoxylaceae. The record is from RefSeq and is a predicted model, not a curated record. The coding region runs from base 1 to 639 and encodes 212 amino acids.
AUGGCCCCUAUCCGACAAAGCAAUCAAGAGCGUGGGCUAGCUCGAGAGAAAUGCAGGGAGAAGUUGUCUCAGCACAUCGCCGAAAAGCUAGGCAUCGUGAUCAAGCCAGCCGAAGUUCGCCUGAGGCCCCGCACUGGCGAUCCAUAUGCCUGGAGCAUUCUCCCGCAAAAACGAAAGACGCUGGCGGAAAUAUUUGCCAAGAACCUGAGCGAGCACUCGAUCAGUGCCUACCGAACCAUCUGCGAAGAAGUCGGCCGUUCUUUUGAGGCGGUGGGCAAGGCCAUGUCAUCUUGUUCCACCAUCGAUCAUAUCACCACGGUUUCUCAGCCCGUAAGUUUCGGUACGGUCAUCAGUCAACUGCAAGAAGAGAACGCCAGGCUUUCUACCGAGCUGAGCAACUGGAUCGGCAAGGCGGAAGAGGAAUCCACGCAGCGACAACUGGCCGCCAACGAGGUGCAUCGCUUGCUAUGCCACCAAAAGGAGUGUGAAAGCGAGGUUCGGCGUCGCAUGGACGCCGCUACCUGUUUAUACCAGAGUUGUUUGAAGAAAUCCGUGGCGCAGCUCGAUCAAAUCCUUCCCACGUUGGCUGAUCUUAAAGGGGAUAUCAUUGGUACGUUAGCGGAAUCGAGUCCGGAAUAG